Molecule: messenger RNA, 351 nt
Organism: Acanthochromis polyacanthus (spiny chromis)
Lineage: Eukaryota; Metazoa; Chordata; Actinopteri; Pomacentridae
Gene: rpl36
Product: ribosomal protein L36
Biological process (GO): cytoplasmic translation
Cellular component (GO): ribosome; cytosolic large ribosomal subunit
Molecular function (GO): structural constituent of ribosome
Source: RefSeq, a predicted model, not a curated record
ACAUGGCUAUUCGCUAUCCCAUGGCUGUUGGCCUUAACAAAGGUCAUCCAGUCAAAAAUGUAACUGCUCCCAAACACAGCCGCCGGCGCGGGCGUCUGACCAAACAUAGCAAAUUUGUUCGGGACAUGAUUCGUGAAGUAUGUGGUUUUGCUCCAUAUGAGAGGCGUGCAAUGGAGCUGCUGAAGGUGUCCAAGGACAAGAGAGCCCUCAAGUUUAUAAAGAAGAGGAUUGGCACUCACAUUCGGGCCAAGAGAAAGAGAGAGGAGCUCAGCAACGUACUGGCUGCUAUGAGAAAGGCUGCCGCCAAGAAGGACUAAACAGUCACUUAAUAAACAUUUGUUAAACUACAAA